Porites evermanni is the source of this 828-nucleotide messenger RNA. NCBI's taxonomy places the organism in Eukaryota, Metazoa, Cnidaria, Anthozoa, Scleractinia, Poritidae. The record is from the annotation of a GenBank genome assembly.
AUGUAUAGUACAUACACAUCAUUAAGGUUCAACCCGUAUGCUGCUCUCAGUCUGCCAGCGCAGGGAUUUCGACAGCAGGCCGCCGAUAUGCUUUGUUCGUGUUGUUACUACAAUCCUGCCAGCCAAGGAUGCUGUUAUUCACCGGGUUAUGGGUCGGCGUUCGGCGCGGUUUAUGGCUACCCAGCCGAGAUACUUCCCAAACCGCCUUACUCUUAUGUAGCGCUGAUCUCUAUGGCCAUCAAGAAUUCACCAGAGAAAAAGGUGACAUUGAGCGGAAUUUACCAGUUUAUAAUGACGAACUUUCCGUAUUACCAGCAGAGCAGAAGAGGAUGGCAAAACAGCAUCAGGCAUAAUUUGUCACUGAACAAGUGCUUUGUAAAGGUUCCGCGCGACAAGUCCGAUCCCGGAAAGGGAUGUUACUGGACUCUUGAUUCGUCUUUCGAAGAAAUGUUUGAAGAGGGAAGAUUUUGGAGGCGAAAACGAAGGCCUAAGAAUUUCCAAGUGAGAGACGAAGACAACGAGAUGACCGAAAGUCCGAGCCGAGACAGCGACGAAGUUAACGCAGAGAAAAUCGGACAAAAAGCGUCUCAUCACGGAAAGUUGAGUUGCGAGAACGAAAACAUGAAACAAGGCACUUCCGCCGACAGUGAGUUCUAUGGUCAUGUUUCCUCGUAUUUGUCAAGCGGAGGUGAUGAUCAAGGACAUUGUUUUCCCACGAAACGCAAAGGCCUUCAGUACCCUGAAGAGCGGAACGCGAGUAUCGUUACCAAAAGCAAUUCUUCAACUUGUAAUUUAACAUUUAGCAUUGAAAGCCUGCUAAAGCGAUGA